This is a messenger RNA of Teleopsis dalmanni, 4193 nucleotides long. RefSeq names its product multidrug resistance protein homolog 49-like. Gene Ontology annotation, biological process: transmembrane transport. Gene Ontology annotation, molecular function: ABC-type transporter activity; ATP hydrolysis activity; ATP binding. Gene Ontology annotation, cellular component: membrane. The transcript has 9 exons. The record is from RefSeq and is a predicted model, not a curated record. NCBI's taxonomy places the organism in Eukaryota, Metazoa, Arthropoda, Insecta, Diptera, Diopsidae. The coding region runs from base 314 to 3682 and encodes 1122 amino acids.
CAUAACAUAUUCUAUAAUAAUAUAUGCAGAAUUUGCAUCAUUACUAAUAGAUCGUUCAGUCGGAAUUGGUACUUCCUCGCCUGCCACGAUUUUGCAACUUUUUGGAGGCGGUACUAAACUAACAAACACCUCUAGAGAAGAAAAUCUACAGGCUAUUAGAGAUGAUGCUUUAGCAUUUGGAAUAGCUAGUUUAAUUGGAGCUUUAUUGGAAUGGUUGUUUUUAGCCGUUGCAGUUGAUAUAUUUAAUUAUGUUGCGUUGAAACAGAUUGGGAAAAUAUGCAAACUCUUUUUGGAAUCAAUCCUCCGUCAAGAUAUGUCUUGGUAUGAUACAACCUCGGAAAAUAAUUUUGCGAGUAAAUUAACAGAAGAUCUGGAUAAGAUUAAAGAUGGCAUGGGAGAGAAGAUUGGAAUUUUUAUAUUUCUAAUAAUGACAUUUGUUAGUGGUAUUAUCACUUCCUUCUUCUAUAGCUGGGAAAUGACUUUGGUCGAUAUUAUUUGUUGUCCUCUUCUCAUAAUCUCUACAGUUAUGCUUACCAAAAUACAAAGUUCCCUCACUAAAAAGGAAUUAAAGUCAUAUUCUACAGCUGGAACUAUAGCUGAGGAAGUAUUCUCUGGUAUUCGUACUGUAUUCGCCUUCAGUGGUGAACAAAAGGAAUCUGAGAGGUUCGAAAAAUUACUUAUUCCCGCUGAGAACAUUGGCCGGAAAAAGGGUCUGUAUUCUGGUAUAAGUGCAGGAAUAAUGUGGCUUAAUUUUCAUUGCCUUUACGCUCUUUCUUUAUGGUAUGGUGCAAAGCUUAUACUUGCUGAACGUGAUGAAGAUAUUAAACACUACACUCCAGCUGUUUUAAUCAUUAUUGUUUUUAGCAUAUUAUUGGGUUCUCGAAAUUUUGGUUUUGCAUCGCAGCAUUUAGAGACAUUCAAUGCAGCGAAAGGAGCUUCACAAAAUAUUUUUUCAACUAUACAACGUAAAUCAGCUAUAGAUUUUCUAGACGAAAGUGGUUUAAAACCUUUCAAUGUCGUUGGAAAUAUUUCUUUUGAUAAAAUUUAUUUUCAUUACCCUGCACGUGGAGAUGUAGGAAUUCUAAACAGUUUUUCAUUAAACAUUAAAGCUGGUCAAACUGUAGCUUUGGUUGGUGCUUCAGGUUGUGGCAAAUCAACCAUAUUACAAUUAAUACAACGUUUUUAUGAUCCCCUAAAUGGAACAGUUCGAUUAGAUGGUAUAAAUAUUAAAGAUUUAAAUGUGAGUUGGUUACGUUCCCAAAUUGGUGUGGUUGGACAAGAACCUGAUCUGUUUGCAACAACAAUUGAGGAGAAUAUUCGUUAUGGAAAUCUAUCAGCAAGUGUAGAAGAUAUACAAAAAGCUGCACGUAUGGCAAAUUGUCAUGAUUUUAUAAGUAAAUUACCAAAUGGUUAUGACACAUUGGUUGGAGAGAGAGGUGCUCAAAUGUCCGGUGGACAGAAACAACGUAUUGCUAUUGCACGUGCUCUAGUACGUAAUCCAAAAAUUUUACUUUUGGAUGAAGCCACUUCUGCAUUAGAUUCCUCAUCUGAAAAACAAGUGCAGGACGCUUUAGAAGAUGCUAGUAAAAAUAGAACCACAUUUAUAGUAUCACAUCGAUUAUCUACAAUAACUAAGGCCGAUUUCAUUAUAUUCGUUAAGGAUGGUGCGGUUGUUGAACAGGGAGCUCAUCAAGAACUGAUGGAGAAAAAAGGAUUUUACUUUCAACUUGUAAAUAUAAAUAAAAGGAAAGAAGAAGUAGAAGCUGACGCAAAUGAAGCUAAUAUGAUCAAUUCAAAUUCUGGAAACAAAGUAAUUCCUGAGCAAGAUUUUGAAAAUUAUAACAGUUGCAAUGGGAAAUUACCACAAGACAUACCCACAAGUGGUAAAAGAAAAUCAAUUGAGGAAAAGGAGCUUGAAAAAUACAAAGUUUCCUUCACGGAAUUAAUGAAAUUAAAUGCACCUGAAUGGCCUUUUUUACUGGCUGGAUGUAUAGCAGCAAUAAUACAUGGAUCUACUUUUUCCGCUUUUGCUAUAAUUUUCGGUGACUAUUUUGGAGUUUUGUCCGACACGAAUUCAGAUUUCGUACAAUCCCAAAUUAACGUAAUUUCAUGCAUCUUUAUUAUAAUAGGCAUAAUUGCAGGAUUAGGAAUAUUAAUACAAAAUUAUAUGCUCAAUAUCGCGGGAGUAAAGAUGACAUCUCGUCUUCGUAAACUAGUUUUCAGGACAAUUAUUAAUCAAGAAACUGCAUACUUUGAUGAUAAAAAAAAUUCUGUGGGUGCUUUGUGUGCUCGAUUAUCAAGUGAUUGUUCAAAUAUUCAAAGUGCUACUGGCGCAAGAAUUGGAAUGAUCGUUCAGGCACUAUCGACACUAAGUCUCAGUAUUAUUGUAGCUUUUAUUUACUCAUGGAAUUUAACUUUAGUUACAAUCUUCACCGUGCCUGCUGUUUGUUUAUCGGUAUUUUUUGAGGCAAGGUUUAUAGAAUCAAGUGCACUUGCUGAAAAGCUUGCCAUCGAAAAUGCUUCACAAGUAGCAGUUGAAGCGAUUUCAAACAUACGUACUGUAGCCAGUUUGGGAUUGGAAAGAAAUGCACUGAGUCGCUAUAAUGAGCAAAUCGAUCAUGCCGAAGUAGUUUGUCGCAGAAAGGUUAGAUUUCGAGGAAUUGUAUAUGGUUUAGGACAAGCAUCACCUUUCUUUGCAUAUGGUGUGUCACUUUAUUACGGAGGAUUGUUAGUUGCUAAUGAAGUUUUGGCAUAUGAAGACGUUAUAAAAGUAACAGAAGCUUUAGUAUUCAGUUCGUGGAUGUUGGGACAUGCUUUAGCAUACUCACCAAAUGUAGGGGCCGCUAUGUUAUCUGCUGGAAGACUAUUGACUUUAUUAAAGAGACCUCCGGCAAUGCAAAUGGAAACAAACAAAAGUCUUAAAGCAACUGAGAAAAUAGAUGGUGAUAUUACAUACGAAAAUAUUAACUUUCAAUAUCCAACAAAAAAAGGUUUACAAAUAUUACAAAAUCUUAACUUGGAUAUUAAAAGUGGAACCACUGUAGCAUUAGUGGGACCUUCUGGAUCUGGUAAAUCGACAUGCGUACAACUUUUACUUCGUUAUUAUGAUCCAAAUAGUGGUUCAAUCAAUAUAAAUGGUAUACCAACUACAGAAUAUUCAAUAGAUAGUUUGCGUUCAAGCUUAGGUCUAGUAUCUCAAGAACCUGUAUUAUUCGAUCGAACAAUUGCAGAAAAUAUUGCUUAUGGAAAUAACUUUCGUGAUGACAUGCCUAUGGCUGAGAUAAUGGAAGCUGCGAAGAAAGCGAAUAUUCAUAAUUUCAUUGUUUCCUUACCUCAAGGUUAUAGUACUUCCUUAGGCAGUAAAGGCGCACAAUUAUCCGGUGGUCAAAAGCAACGCAUUGCCAUCGCAAGAGCUUUGUUAAGAAAUCCAAAGACACUUAUUUUGGAUGAAGCCACAUCUGCGUUAGAUUUGGAAAGUGAAAAAGUGGUUCAGGAAGCUUUGGAUGCUGCUCGAAGCGGUAGAACUUGUAUAACAAUAGCCCACCGCCUUACAACAGUACGAGAUGCAAACAUGAUAUAUGUUUUAAGAAAAGGUUUAAUAGUAGAAAAAGGAACACAUAAGGAACUGAUGAUGCUCAAUGGAAUGUAUGCUAAACUUUAUAUAAUGCAACAAGUCUCAUAGUGAUUGUUUUUAAUUUAUCAGAUGUACCAAUCAGACUUACAAGUUUUUAUAUAAUUUUAUGUAUAAUUACCCAGACUGUUAUUGUUUGUAUAGAUAAUUUAUGUGAUUGAGAAAUUAUACGUUAUUCUUUAAUUUAAGGUUAAAAACUAUUUUUUCAAAAAUUAAAAAAUAUAACUAAUUAUAAGUUAUUAAAACAUCCACUUUAAAGUAUGAACUGAGUAUUAUAACGAUAAACUCAGUUCUUCUAAAGCUUGAGAUAUGCUUUUCUAACUAUCUUACUACUGUUGUAGUAUUGUUAACAUGUUACAUAGAUUUAUCGAUAGUCUAUUUAUGGACUAAUGCCUGGAUUAUAAACCACUCAUCUGUUAGAUCUAUAAGUCAUAUGUAUUAGAACUUGUUUAUUUUACAUGGCAUUACUUAGUAAGGUCUCGUAUAUACCAAUUGAAUCAAGAUUUCAUAUUUAUAAAAGAUUUUUAUAAAGAACUUACAAAAAGAAAUUCAAUUAUGUUCA